UGAAAUCGAAUGGAUCGAAUGGCGACAAAUGUUAGGAAGGGUGUGCUGUUACUACAGACUACUAUAUUGAUAAUGAUCUGCGAGUGCUGAUCUUAUGCAACUAAGCGUUUAGAAAAAGAUUUAGAUAUAACAUUCUCAAGUACCUAACUCAUAAUCGGUGUUUUGUCUGAGUUAAAUCAGCAAAGACUAUCGGCCUCCAGCCUGUCCUGCCGGCUGCACGAUGACGCCUCCUGCUGCGAUCACGGAGGCGAUACAGCGCCAAAAGUCUGUGGCUGGCGUCCGACUGGAUGCCUACUACAAGCAGCUGCUGGAGCUGUUCGAGGAGAUAGGAGUCCCUGAGACAGACUGGGAGGGGCGUCUGGGGAACAUCUGGGGACAUGUUGUCACCACCAUGCAGGAGGAGGUGGAGGAGGAGAAGCGGCGCGUGCGUCACCUCACGGACAGUAUCGAGGAGAACGGCCGGCAGCUGCUGAAGCUGGCCUCACUGCUGGGCCGUGUGGUGGACGAGCCGGACGAAAACCUCAGCCUGCUGCAGCUGGACAGGCUGCUGCGCGAGCGGCUGCAGCAGCUGCAGCUGGAAAAGGAGAAAAUCACCGCACAGAUGCAGACGCUCCGGGACGAGGAGGCGGUGCUGUGCUCUCAGCUCGGUAUCCCCACACUCACCCUGGCCGCCGAGGUCCCGCAAGACGCCGACUUCCGCGAGAUGCGGGAGCACCUGGCGCACAUGCGGGCCACGCGCCAGGAGCGCCAGGCGACGUUCGAGCGUCUGCGUCAGCGUCUGUUCCCGCUGCUGGAGGCGCUGGAGCGGUGUGCGGACGGCGAGCUGGAGACCCAGGUGGUGUGGGAGGCGGACGACUGCCGUCUGCCGCUCACCACCGAUAACCUGGAGGCCAUGGAGCGCCGCCUGCUGGCGCUGCAGGCGGAGGAGGCCGCCAACAAGGCGGAGGCGGAGAAACUGCGCGCCCGGCUCGGACAGCUGUGGGCCAGGCUGGAGGUUCCGGAGGACCGGCGCGCCAGCGUGCUCGCCUCAUGCACGGGUCACAAGCCGAGCACGCUCCACCUGCUGAGAGAGGAAGUGAACAAGCAGGAGGAGCUGAAGCGACAGAACGUAGAGAAGUUUGUGCGCGCGCUGCGGGUCGAGAUAGCGGAGAUGUGGGAAAAGUGUUUCUACUCAGCGGAGCAGCGGGCAGCGUUCGACGGGUACCACAGCACCACUUUCACCGAGCAGCUGCUGGAGGAGCAUGAGGAGGAGCUGGAGCGGGUCCGGCGCUACUACGAGACGAACCGCGUACUCAUCAAGGACGUCAACGACCACCAGAAGCUGUGGACCAAGAUGAUCGAGCUCGAGGACCGCGUCAACGACCCGGCCAGAUUCUCCAACCGCGGCGGGCAGCUCCUGCUGGAGGAGAAGGAGCGAAAGAAGAUCGCGCGCCGCCUGCCCAAAGUGGAGAGCGACCUCCAGCAGCUGAUCCAGAGGUGGGAGUCGCAGCACAACGCCACAUUCCGGGUGUUUGGGUACGAUUUCGCUGCCUAUAUCGAACAACAGAAAAAGGAGUACAACGAGCGCAAGGAGCAGGAGCGUGAGGAGCGCGCUAACAAGAAGGCCCACCAGCUGGAGCACGAGACCAUGUUCGGCGCGCGUCCCGUGACGCCUGCCAAGCGUCGGGCGGGCGGCGCCACUGAGCGCGGCUCACCCUCCAAACACCGGCGGCUGGAGUCGACCCGCCUGGGCUCUCAGCUGCGCGCCGCCUCGCCCGGCCUGGGCCGCAGCGCCCGCACGCCGCUCUCGCUCUUCAACCCGGCCUCCAUCAACAGGCUGCCGUUGACUCCCAUCCAGGAUCGCCGCGUGCUCCGCUCCAAGGACGUGGCCAUGGCGCGCACGGCUCCCGGAAAGCUGAGCGCGCGCAACGUCAGUCUGUCGUCGGACAUGUCGUACGCCGAGUUCACGCGCGGCCUGCGCCGACUGCAGGCGGCGGCCGCUGACACGUCGCCGGCCGUGCGCGCCUCCACCCGCAGUCGACGCCGCUCGCAGCGUCUGGGCGGCCUGCCGCCGGCACCGGUCGCCCCGGCCGCCGCCGCCGGCGCUCGCACGCCCCGCACGCCGCGAACGGCCGGAGGUGUGGCCGCCAAGUCGCCGGCCCGCUCGGCGGCGCGGCCAGCUCUGACCCCGCGGCGCCGCAGCCGGCUCGGCCUGCCGGCGCUCUUCUGAGCGGCUGCCGGAGGCGGACUGGAGCACCGUUCGCUCAGAGCGGUACGGCGCCGCGCCGCGGACUCGGCGGCGGCUCCGAGGGACAGACGUUACGGCUUGGCUCCCCGGGUGACGGACGGGUCGGUCCGGAGCCCCGCUGGUGAGGGGACGGGGUGGGGAGGGGGGGAUGAGUGUGAUUGUUGAGGGGUUAGCGCGUUUGCGGAGGGGGGGGGGGAGGUGAUCUGUGGAUGGGUGUGAUUGUUUGGGGGGAUACGUGAAGAGAUCAGGAUUUGGUGGGGUGAGCGCGGUGUUGUCUCAGCCACCUCGCCGAGCUGCAGUACGAGAAGGUCAACUGUUGCCUUCCUAGACUCUCCGUUGGUGUACGGCAGAGUGCCGAGCUGACGUCACCAGAGGUUUGUGACGUCACCCACGUCAGCUGAUGUCCGCUGGCCAGUGUGUGUGAUGUGAACGAGCAAGGGGACGGCGUGGGCGCGCGGACGGCUGCCUAGUGCGAUGGCUGUUUUGUACAGGGUGCCUUCCGUAACAGACCUGAAGUAUGAAUGUGUUAUGUUAAAACAACCUAAAGUAGGAGAUAGACGGAAAAUUAACGAUUUCGUGUAACGGUGGAUUAGUGGCUUAUUGUAAUCAGAACGUGGUCGUUUGUCCAGUCAGCGGCUGAGUGCUAUGCGUAGCGUUUUACGCUAUUUUAAGGUAAAUUCUAUCUGCUAAUGUAGGAGCAGCUUCUUGUUUUAGCUGUGAAUGGAUUCUUUAUGCUUAGUUCUAGUAUUAUCUUCCGCAUGUCUGUCCUUUUCCAUUUUAACAAGCAGCUUCGCGCGCGGUGUAUCAAGUCACCAUUUAGAAAUAAAUAACUACAUUUC
Amphibalanus amphitrite is the source of this 3066-nucleotide messenger RNA. Its product is annotated as protein regulator of cytokinesis 1-like. Gene Ontology annotation, cellular component: cytoplasm; mitotic spindle midzone; spindle. Gene Ontology annotation, molecular function: microtubule binding. Gene Ontology annotation, biological process: microtubule cytoskeleton organization; mitotic spindle midzone assembly. Lineage: Eukaryota; Metazoa; Arthropoda; Thecostraca; Balanomorpha; Balanidae. The transcript is spliced from 11 exons. Bases 221 to 2209 code for a protein of 662 amino acids. The record is from RefSeq and is a predicted model, not a curated record.